Molecule: messenger RNA, 689 nt
Organism: Chondrus crispus (carragheen)
Lineage: Eukaryota; Rhodophyta; Florideophyceae; Gigartinales; Gigartinaceae
Exons: 3
Coding region: 1-546 (181 amino acids)
Molecular function (GO): chloride channel activity
Source: RefSeq, a predicted model, not a curated record
AUGCCUUCCCGCCUCUUUUGCAGAGGAACGGAUCUCCCCUCGUGUCAUUCCCCUACCUGUCUUUCAUCAAUGUCCCCCCGGCAUAGACGCACCGGCAAAACCAUCACGACCACCCCCACCUUUCAAACCUCCUGUCUCAUCCCUCUCCGUCCCUGCCCCCCAAGCUUGACGUGCCACGUGCCACCGCGAUUGCCAUGCUUUCGGACAAGGGCGUAUCCCCACGUCACUCGUUGUGGCAUUCAGCGACCUGAGCGAUAUGAUGCCACCGACUGGGCAAAAGCCCUUAGCACCCUACCUCGCUCAAUCGUCUUGCGUCGCGUUCGUGGUCACAUCAUCGCUAACUCAGUUGCAUCAUCCCUUGUCCUCGUCGCCUACGAAUUCCUUUUGCGUAACGCCCCCGAUUUCGUGCAUCACCUCAACGUAACCCCUAUUCCACAUACGUUUAUGGUCAACGCCAUGUCGUUGUUGUUGGUCUUCCGCUCGAAUGCCGCCUACACCGCAGGACCGAUUUUGGGAGGGCCGCAAACUGUGGGGCAACUUACUUAACACAUCCCGUACUAUGGCGCGAAUAUGCACUUUGGCGAUGCCCAAGACGCAUGUCGACGUUGCCGCCAGACUAAUUACAUGCUUCAGUUUUGCUCUCAUGCACCAUCUCCAAGGGCGACGAGAAGACGAGCCGUUUAAAGAAA